AUGUCUGAAUUGCGUCUCCGUGAGAGGAAUACGCUUCAGGAUUUGAAAGAAUAUGAGGAAAUAAUCAAAAGAUCAACGGAGUUGGAAAAAGAUAUUCCGCCACGGCGCAAGCAUAACGAACCAUUCAAACCAGGAAGAAAGCGCACUCCAGUGAAGAUCAAAAAAGAAAAGAAAGACAAACAUUUACUCAAAAAGCCGGCUUUUAAACCUAUACGGAAGCAAAGCAUAUUUCCUCAUGCUCCAAUUCCAGAUUCUGCCUCCUUUGUUCAGAAAAAAGUAGCUACGUUUGAACAGCACGUCAUGAUACACAAUUCAUACGAGAAAAUGAUUCAGAUGGCCAAAGACCUCUCUGCAUCGAAAAAGAUAGACUUUGGCCUUCUGUCGAGGCUACUUCCCAAAAAUCUUGACAAGGAAAAGAGCAGGUACACUAUUGAAAACCGAGAAGGCGAUAAGCUAUUGUUAGAGGCAGAGAAAAGAGGAGCACUAUUCAGCAACGAUAUUGAUAUGUUUUUCAGGAAGUUAAGCGACUCACCUUUUCUCCAGGAGCCAGACAUGCAUUCAAUUCCCUUUAUUUAA
Molecule: messenger RNA, 576 nt
Organism: Clavispora lusitaniae ATCC 42720
Lineage: Eukaryota; Fungi; Ascomycota; Pichiomycetes; Serinales; Metschnikowiaceae
Source: RefSeq, a predicted model, not a curated record